This is a messenger RNA of Misgurnus anguillicaudatus (oriental weatherfish), 1055 nucleotides long. RefSeq names its product trafficking protein particle complex subunit 3 (gene trappc3). The record is from RefSeq and is a predicted model, not a curated record. Lineage: Eukaryota; Metazoa; Chordata; Actinopteri; Cypriniformes; Cobitidae. Gene Ontology annotation, biological process: Golgi vesicle transport. Gene Ontology annotation, cellular component: TRAPP complex.
CUGACGUGAUUCCGGACGUGAAUCCAGUACUGUGACAGGAACAGCAUCACGGGACUCUCAUUCUACGAAGCAAAUAAAUAAAAUAUUGCCUGUAAUCUAUCCGUACACAGUUGUAAUAUAAGACAAAAUGUCCAGGCAAUCGAACAGAACCACAGACAGCAAGAAGAUGAAUUCAGAGUUAUUCACUUUGACAUAUGGAGCCCUGGUCACUCAACUGUGUAAGGACUAUGAAAAUGAUGAGGAGGUGAACAAACAACUGGAUAAAAUGGGAUAUAAUAUCGGAGUUCGCCUGAUUGAAGACUUCCUGGCUCGGUCGACCGUGGGGAGAUGUCACGAUUUCCGAGAAACAGCCGAUGUCAUUGCAAAGGUAGCCUUCAAGAUGUACCUGGGUGUAACCCCAAGCGUAACCAACUGGAGUCCUGCUGGAGAUGAGUUUUCUCUUAUUCUUGAAAGCAACCCUCUAGUGGACUUUGUAGAGCUUCCUGAUAACCACAGUAACCUGGUGUACUCCAGCCUUCUGUGCGGAGUGCUAAGAGGAGCUCUUGAAAUGGUACAAAUGGCGGUGGAUGUGCGAUUCGCGCAGGAUACUUUGAGAGGUGACAAUGUGACAGAAAUUCGCAUGAAGUUCAUCAAAAGGAUCGAGGAGAACCUGCCAGCUGGGGAUGAAUGAGGUGGUUAGGCUAAGAGACAUUGGACUCAUCAACCUAAUAGACUUGGGGUGGGAACCAAAAACCAUUGUGUUUAAAGGAACAAUAGCAAUUUAAACCCACCAUUCUUACAAUACAAUAAAACGUGGAAAUCAGAAAGCUGUCUGGAGUUUACAAUGAUGAAGGUUUUCUCUGUUGCUGUUAGUCAUGUACUCCAUGUUUUGCCCUUGUCAAGGAUGUUGUGGUCCUUCCACCAUCUGGUCCAUGAUUUUACUUUCAUGAUUUUCCGCAAGUUGUACGACACAACGUUUGUAUUUUUUGUACUUUUUUUUCAGUUGGAAAUACAAGGCCUAAUUUAUUUAGCCGUAAAUCAUAAUCAGAUUGAAUAAAUCAUUAACUACAAACAAG